AUGGUGCCCCCGGUCGAUAUUGGUCUCAUGUUUUACGCCUGUGUCACUCCAAUGGUCCUGCUGAUCGGAAUGGUCGGGAAUUGUCUCUGUCUUCUCGUGUUCCGUGUGAAACGAUUACGCUCGACCCCGACCGGAACUUCCUGUGCCACAAUCUUAUCGGCUCUGUCCGGCGCAGACCUGUUAGUGUUGCUCUGUCACGUCGGACCGGAAUGGAUACAGACCGGGGUGCCCACACUGAUUCACACAAUCUAUCGACGACCGGCACCACUGCCAACAGAAGUGAACAACUGGACCAGACUGGCCAUGAACAUGAUGGCUACGAUGAAUGUGUCACGUGAUCAGAUGAUGAGUCGACUCAGUUGGCCCACAACAAUGCUCGCGGCGGACCACUUAAACAAUGCCACUCCGGAAGCAGGUAGCAGUCACACAUUGUUUCUUCAUCAGCCUGGCAUGUUUCAACUGUACAUCAUGAUAUCGUACGUGUUACGCAUGAUGUCAGUCUGGCUGUUAGUUCUGUUCACAAUCGAGCGGUAUAUUGGUAAGUGA
Messenger RNA from Echinostoma caproni, 546 nucleotides. The record is from the annotation of a GenBank genome assembly. Lineage: Eukaryota; Metazoa; Platyhelminthes; Trematoda; Plagiorchiida; Echinostomatidae.